GAUGACGUUGACGUUGACCGACGCAUCCCCGGUGUUUUUGAUUUUCAGCGCGUCUCCCACAGCCGAGUAAGGAACUUGAAGGUUCAACAAUGGAAACCAGCGGCAGUUCGAUGAUCAUGUAUGAGGAUGAGUCGAUGGAUGUUCGGUACGGAGACGGAGCCCACCUGCAGCUGUCGCCGUGCGGAUGUGAAUUCUUGCUGGUGAAACCCGCAGACCCCUCCGGACAUCCUCUUCAACCCACGGAGAGAGUUCGACAGAGAACUAGAUUCACAAUCAGUUCCUAUAAGGAGUUAUUGGUGGCUGCGUUGGCAUUUCGGAAUAAAUAUGCAAGUCGACCAUAUCUACCAGACGAACUCAUCCCCACUGAGUGCAAGAAGCCUUUUUUCAGCAUUGACUCAGAGGUGCAGUGGCCUGAGCGGUCCUCCCACGAUGCUGAGCUCGGAUCCGGAGGCGAGACCAUCGUCAGGUCAGAGGAGGGCCGAGCUGCGCUGAUGCUUUCGCCCUCAGGUGAAGAAUUCUCCGUCGAGUUCACGUGCAGCCUCAGUCGGACUCAGAAUCGGCACGACAGCACGCAGGGUUUCAGAAGAGACUCUGACAGCAGCCCAGGCAAUCUGAUCUGUCAGACCACUAAUGAGGAGACCAAAGAGGUUCAUCAGGGAAGGCGAAGCAGAAGGAAUGAGUCUGUUAGAUCAAGGUCCAGCUCCCCUCGGAUCAGCAGCACUGCUCAGCCAAAGCCAGAGGAGACGUUCCAGUCCACUGCAGUGGUUCAGCAUCACUCCUGCUGCACUGUCGCCCCUGUCUGGUGCUACCCUCUCUCCUUGGCUCGCCAGCUCUGGACAGCUCGGAUCUCUAAACCUGAAGAUGUCGGAGCAGAGGGAGCCGGCGUUCUCACCCAGGCCCUCAGCAAAAUGAACAUGUCAGACACAUCCAGUGGAGAGAGAAAGUCUUGCCUCCCUCAGGCACUGCCUCUCACAUGUCCAUCACCUCACCGGCACAGGUGGAAGGUAAAAUACCCCCUGGCCCAAACAGAACAUUCAGACCAAGAUCUUCCAACCGAGCUGGUAAAAGUGAUGUGGUGUAAUGGAGUCACCUACAGGAUACUGAGUGGGACCGUCUCAGUUGUAGAGGUUUCCCCGGGAGAUGGGUCAGUUAUCCGAUCAAACGGUGUCCUCAACACUUAUUUUACCCAUCACAAACCUGAGCUCCUGUCAGGGCAGGUUAAAGAAGUAACAUACCAUCUCAACAACCUUCCCCCUGACAUUCCCGGUCAGCCGUACUCCAUAUGCUCUAUUGUAUGUCGUGCAAGCAGGAUCCUCUCUUGCUACAACGACGCUAAGCAGUCACUGAAGCUCUCUUCCACACCUAGCUGCUUGGAAGGACUCAAAGAAGAUGGACAUUUUUAUAAACCCACAAUGAUUGAAGAAAAUCUGUCCAAUCCUGUAUCUGUUGUGCAGCAUGUGAACGUCACACAGAGAGCACAAAGUCGGACAUGUCUUGUAGCUGCAGAACUGGAGAAGAUAAAACGAUUCAACUUUCUGCUGGAGAACCACCACCUGCUAAGGAGUGAGAAGCGAUGUGCAGAACAGGAGGACAGCUCUGCGGAGGAGGUGACUCAUGAAGCAGUGGACGAGAACUACGUCGCUGAAGCUCUUCAGAGAACAUCCAAAGCCAUAGAGGACAUUGAUGCUGUCAUAUCUGCAGCUCUGUUGACGUGAAAGAGUCAUGAAGAAAAAAAAAACUCCACUCUUCUAGCUUGAUCUGCAUUUGGUACAUCUCAUAUAGAACGGUUUUACUGAGCUGACUGAAAUAAAGAUGCUUGCACGUGGCUUGUAA
Molecule: messenger RNA, 1833 nt
Organism: Acanthopagrus latus (yellowfin seabream)
Lineage: Eukaryota; Metazoa; Chordata; Actinopteri; Spariformes; Sparidae
Gene: c5h5orf34
Product: chromosome 5 C5orf34 homolog
Exons: 11
Coding region: 90-1715 (541 amino acids)
Source: RefSeq, a predicted model, not a curated record